This is a messenger RNA of Neurospora crassa OR74A, 318 nucleotides long. RefSeq lists its product as hypothetical. The coding region runs from base 1 to 318 and encodes 105 amino acids. Lineage: Eukaryota; Fungi; Ascomycota; Sordariomycetes; Sordariales; Sordariaceae. The record is from RefSeq and is a predicted model, not a curated record. The transcript has a single exon.
AUGGCCCCCCCUCAACCCCCUCCCCCUCGGGCCCCCCUUCCAACAAUCGCCAUCUCCUCCCCCCCUAUCCAAACAACCACAACGACAUCCACCACCCAAACCGCAACCACCACCACCACGCCCACUACCGAAACCACCACGGGAACUACCACUACUACGACCACUACAACUAUCACCACCAUCACCCGCACCAGCGUCACGACCGCCACUAUCGAUACCGUCACGGGGACUAUUGAGCGUGAUACGGAAAUAACGGAGGAGGGCACGACGCUGCGAGUUACGGAGGUUAAGAUGGAGGUGUGGGAGUAUGUGGAUUAG